Molecule: messenger RNA, 1017 nt
Organism: Drosophila busckii
Lineage: Eukaryota; Metazoa; Arthropoda; Insecta; Diptera; Drosophilidae
Product: pyridoxal phosphate homeostasis protein
Exons: 6
Coding region: 22-786 (254 amino acids)
Cellular component (GO): intracellular anatomical structure
Molecular function (GO): pyridoxal phosphate binding
Source: RefSeq, a predicted model, not a curated record
UUUCAAGUGUGAAAUCUUUAAAUGCUAAGACGCACUAUGGCGGAGUUUGAUGUCACAGCGGGACUUCAGCACGUUACGAAACGUAUAGAGGAGGUGCUGCAAAGUCGCACAAAGGAAAUCAAGUCACCAAAGCCAUUACUUGUAGCUGUAAGCAAAACCAAGCCUGCGGAGACUGUAAUCGAGGCUUAUAAGGCAGGUCAGCGUCAUUUUGGUGAGAACUACGUACAGGAGCUGGUGGAGAAGAGCCAACAUCCAGAUAUUCUAGCACAAUGCGCCGAUAUCAAAUGGCAUUUCAUAGGUCAUCUGCAGGGCAACAAAGUUAAUAAAGUAUUGAAGCUGCCAAAUUUGCAUAUGAUACAAACUGUAGACAGUGAGAAGCUGGCCAAUAGCUUGGAUGCCGCCUGCUCUAAGCUGCAGCCAGCGCUAAGUGAGCCACUGCGUGUGCUCAUACAAAUCAACACCAGUGGUGAAGAUGUCAAGAGUGGCAUUGAUGCUGUCGCCGCACCUUCACUCUAUCAGUACAUCAAAACGAACUUGAAACAUUUACAGCUGGAGGGCAUCAUGACUAUUGGCGCAUUUGGCUUUGACUAUAGCAACGGACCUAAUCCUGAUUUUGUCUCACUGUUGAAAGUACAGCGUGCCAUUUGUGAAGCGAAUGAUUUGAAGCCCGAAACGGUGCAAGUAUCCAUGGGCAUGUCCAACGACUACGACAAAGCGAUCGAAAUGGGCAGCACUAUAGUGCGCGUUGGCACAUCUAUUUUUGGAUAUCGCGCACCCAAAGCAUAAGGCACAUUACGCACAAGGCAAUCGGAGGCCACAGUGAGCGAGAAACUGCGCUCUAUGUAGAUUUCUGGCACAACAUAAUAUAAUGUCUACGGUUAAUACAGUUGCUUCUCAAUGACGUGUGCAUAGCCUAUCUAGCCCAGAAUUGGCUGUUAGAGAUUCUUCCAAUUUAGUUGGUAUACCUCAUAUUAAUGUACAUAUAGCGUUUUAUUAAAUGUAUAUAGAUUUGUUGUA